Messenger RNA from Caenorhabditis angaria, 829 nucleotides. Lineage: Eukaryota; Metazoa; Nematoda; Chromadorea; Rhabditida; Rhabditidae. The record is from the annotation of a GenBank genome assembly.
AUGUUCUCCAAGCCAACUCACUUUAUUUAUAACACCGUUCAAUUCUUCAGAGAAUUCACAAAGUUUAUGGCUAUUCAAUGGGUGAGUAUCAUAAUUUAUAUUCAUAUUAUUUCAAAAAAUUGAUUUUUUUUCAGUUGGGACAACAAGUCACUUUCACAAAAAAAGCACAUUUCCAUGAUUUCUGUCAAAUUAUUGUGAAAAGGUAUCAACUCAAUUGUGAAAUGUUCGAAUCAAUUGAUACAAAUACAUCAUUAUCAUUUAUGUCGAACAAAAAUCAUCUUGAAACAAUUCGCCAGAAACUGUAAGUUAUAUAUCAACAUAUGUAAAUAAUUUUGGAAUAUUAUUGCAGUUAGCUGAUAUUUCUGCAACUAAAAGAGGGAAACGACAGAAUUCAUAUACAUCUUCCUCGAGUUGUUCGUUAAACAAUACUUCAAAACAUGAUGGUCACAAAUUGGUUGAACUGGAAUCACAACUCAAUUCAAUUUCACUCAAAACACAUGAAGAAAUUGAACCAAAAACUUCAACAUUAGAUGAAGAAUUGCCAUUAUUGACUGAAGAUAAGGAAAAAGAUGCGGAAACGGAGGAAAACAUUGAUCAACCAAAUUUUUAUAAUGAAUUGAUGAAUCCUGAGAUAAGUGUGGAAACAAUGUUUAUCGAAAAACACAAAGAGUCUGAAAAUGAAGAAGAAUUCAGAAAAUGCCAAAAUCUACAAUUAAAGAGAAGGUGAGUUGAUAUUGAACUGAUUUUGUAAUGAAUUAUCAACACAUUUCCAGUUUACUGUCAUAUCAGAGCUCAAAAAGGCAAAUCCGGAUCUUCUGUAUUUGAAUGA